Molecule: messenger RNA, 1383 nt
Organism: Rhizophagus irregularis DAOM 181602=DAOM 197198
Lineage: Eukaryota; Fungi; Glomeromycota; Glomeromycetes; Glomerales; Glomeraceae
Biological process (GO): intracellular zinc ion homeostasis
Cellular component (GO): membrane
Molecular function (GO): signaling receptor activity
Source: RefSeq, a predicted model, not a curated record
GAACCUUUUUUUGAGGGUUGGUAGACUUGUUCUCCUCUCCUUGUCGAAUUCCAAACUUUCUUUUUUUUUGUCCUUACGGUUUUUUAAGGAAUCGACAAGUUUGUUAAAAAAAAAUAAUUUUUUUUAUAAAUAAAUAAAUAAUAAGAUAUAUUUAUAAAGGACAUUUCGUUUUUCUUUACCGAUUCGACUAAUCACCUUUAACUCAAAAAAUGCCGCUUUCCCAACGUAAAUUAUCAUCAACCAACCAUCCUUUACCCGAAAAAAAUUUUGCCGAAGAAAUAGUUUCUUUGGUAGCUAACCUUGAUCCCGAAAAAUCUGAUGACGAAUUUGAUCCAAACGAAUCAUUAUUCUUUCCAAAAACUUGGGUUACAAAUACCAAGGUUUCUUUAACUUGUACUUUUUGGGAACUUCCCAGUUGGUUACAAGAUAAUAAAGAUAUCAUUCGAGGUUAUCGUCGUCCAACAUUUUCGUAUUUAAAGUGUGCACAAUCCUUAUUUUAUCUUCACAAUGAAAGUGUUAAUAUUUGGUCUCACCUUAUUGGUGCAUUGCUUUUUGCUACCUAUUCAUUCGCUACAUAUUUUUAUUUUGUAAAUUAUACAACUUUGAAUCAGGUGGAUUUAAUUGCAUUUUAUUGUUUUAUGGCUGGCGCAAUGAUUUGUCUCGGAUUGUCGUCAGCUUUUCAUACCCUUUGUUGCCAUUCGGAAAAGGUUUGUGCGAAUUGGAAUAGAUGCGAUUAUGUUGGUAUUGUUGCCUUGAUUUUUGGAUCUAUUUGCCCAAUAAUAUAUUAUGGAUUUUAUUGUCAUAAAAUCUGGAAAAUCGUUUACUUUUCAAUGAUAUUUAUAUUUGGAACUGCAACGAUUUCUGUAGCAGUUGCUCUUAGGUUUAGAAAACCAGAAUUUAGGUGGUUUAGGACCGGGUUAUUUAUCGCAUUAGGCGGAAGUACAUUUUUCCCAGUCCUGCAUGCCAUUAUAUUAUAUGGGGUUCAUUUAAGUUUUGAUGUUAUUGCUCUUAAGUCGUUAUUGAUAACAGGCGUACUAUACGUUGUUGGUGCAUUAAUUUACGGUGCAAGAAUACCUGAAAGAUUGUUUCCUGGAACAUUUGACAUAUGGGGAUCAUCUCAUCAAAUUUUUCAUUUCUUUGUUGUAACAGCAGCAUUAAAUCAUUAUUAUGGAAUUAUUCAUGUUAUGUCAUAUUGGCAUAGCGAAAAUUAUGAAUGUAAAUUAAAAAUUGAUGAGAUGAAACCCACUACGGCCGGGUUAUCAGGGUUAUUUAUUUUUAGUAAUUAGGUAGUAUUUUUUUUUUUUUUAAAAAAAAAAGAAUUAAUUAAUUUAAAAAAAUUAAAAUGUAUUGUAUUACAAAAAAAGAUAGAAUAAUAUUUUAUAG